Trichomonas vaginalis G3 is the source of this 1044-nucleotide messenger RNA. RefSeq names its product G-quadruplex RNA binding. Bases 1 to 1044 code for a protein of 347 amino acids. The record is from RefSeq and is a predicted model, not a curated record. The transcript has a single exon. Gene Ontology annotation, molecular function: protein binding; G-quadruplex RNA binding. Gene Ontology annotation, biological process: positive regulation of transcription by RNA polymerase II. Lineage: Eukaryota; Parabasalia; Trichomonadida; Trichomonadidae. Gene Ontology annotation, cellular component: MLL1 complex; NSL complex; Ino80 complex.
AUGACAAAAGGUAAGACAAAAAUACAAGGGCCACAUUUGCCAGUAACUGAACUUACUCGAGAACAGAUAACUCCACCCGAUGAUAUUAUACCAACAAAACCAAUAGAUGAAGAAACAAAAAUUAAAAUUUUGCUAGGAAUGUUAGUUGGUAAUCCUGAAUGCAUCCAGCUGUCGGUAAAUGGAUUAGAAAAGUAUACAAAACAAGAAAUAUUUAAUGAAUAUGCAAAAAUUUUACAAAAUUCUACUCAAAAUGUAAGAAAAUAUGAUAUCCAACCAGAAACUGUUGAAUUUUCAACAGAAGAAGAUUUUGAAAUAUUGAAUUAUUCAAAAAAUCAUGAUGAAAUUACUAAUUUGCAAGAUUUUUUUUCUAAAACUCCAUCAAUAUAUCCAUUUCAUAGCAUAAAGGAAAUUUGUGAACGAUUUUCAUACAUAAAAUCACUUAGCCAAGACGAGAAACAUCAAAUUUACCAAAAAAUGGCAAAAAUUAUUCUUUCGGAAAAGAUCACUGCUGAAUCAUAUGAACAUUCAGGUAACCGUGGUGCAUCUAUUUCGGAAUACAUUGAUGAUUAUUACAAAAUCAAUGAUUUUUCAAACUUAGAUUCAGAAAUUUCUUCAAUUUCGGAAUCUGCUUUAUGCUUCAUUAACCUUGUGUUUCAGAAGCACGAACUUGCAAUUCUACGUACAGAAACUCUUCAAUUCGGUUUAACAAAGUCCAGAACUUUAAUUGGAAGGAGUUCUAAGGAUGAGCACGUUGAUAUCGAUAUGGCGAUCUUUGGUGUCAAUGCAUCAUUGAUUUCACGUUACCAAGCUGUCAUUUCUCUUCUUGAAGAUUUGAAUUUUUAUUUAGAGAAUAUUGGAACGGCAACUGUAAAAGUUAAUGGUAUUACAAUACCGACUGGAUCGGUCUGCCAGUUGAUCGAUGGUUGUAUAAUCGAUAGCAAUGAUAAUUUGAUGAUUUUUUAUUCUAAUAGGAAUCUUCUAGAAACAAUUGAGAAGGAAUACAGUAAGCGUGUAAUUAAGAAAUCUAAGUCCAAAUCUAAAUGA